Messenger RNA from Clonostachys solani, 243 nucleotides. The record is from the annotation of a GenBank genome assembly. NCBI's taxonomy places the organism in Eukaryota, Fungi, Ascomycota, Sordariomycetes, Hypocreales, Bionectriaceae.
AUGAUCGUACUAACCCAACCAGAAGAUACCAGAAAGAUACCUGAGGCAGGCCUUGGUACGUACCUUCCUGGAAGCGCAAGUCCUACUGAGAUGGACAAUUACUGUGCUCGAGGUGGCCGUGGCGGCCACGGCCGCGGUACGAACUCGUACCGGAACCUGGUCGGUACCAUCGGCCAGAUGACGGCGCGAAAUGCGCUGCACAAACGUAUGUACCUACUUACUCACCAAGCUCUUAGCAACUAA